This is a messenger RNA of Aricia agestis (brown argus), 473 nucleotides long. RefSeq names its product small integral membrane protein 14. The transcript has 4 exons. Gene Ontology annotation, cellular component: endoplasmic reticulum. The record is from RefSeq and is a predicted model, not a curated record. The coding region runs from base 176 to 472 and encodes 98 amino acids. Lineage: Eukaryota; Metazoa; Arthropoda; Insecta; Lepidoptera; Lycaenidae.
CAAUCAAAGUCCUCCAAGCAAACAGUGAUAAAAAUGUCGUCGUAGGUGGAUUCGACACUUUUCUGUUUUUUUCCUAAAAAGUGACGAAGCGCGGGUGCAUUCCACUAAAUAUUUUAGAAAAUAUAGUUUUGUAUUUACGUUUUAUAUAGUUUAUAGUGUAAAGAAGUUGCUCAAAAUGGGCGACGAAAUGGAUCCGUGCGAGUGCCUGUGGAACCAUGAGCUAGCGAUGCGGCGGCUGAUCUCUCUGCUUCGGCAAGGGCAGUCGUACUGCACGGACAACGAGUGCCUGGAGACGCUGCCCGGGCCGCAGGGCUCCGCCGGGAACAGCUUCCUCGUGGUGUUCAUGAUGAUGGCGCUGGCGGCGGCCAUGUACGUGAUGCGCCCGCGCCGCGACCGCCUGCAGGAUGCCGCGAAACCGACCACCAACUCUCAUGACAACGAUGGUGCGCCGCCAACUCCACCCAGAAUUUAAU